AUGCGAUUCAACAUAGUUCUCGUGUUACUUUUUGCACUUACUGUGCACUCACUGGAUUACUACAAAGUGUUAGGUGUUGCAAGAAACGCCAACGACAAAGAAAUUAAAAAGGCGUACCGAACCCUUUCCCUCAAGUACCAUCCCGACAAGCCGACUGGUGACAAGGUCAAGUUUGAGGAGAUCAACCGAGCGUAUGAAGUCCUUUCCGACAAACGACAACGUGAAAUCUAUGAUGCCGGUGGAGAAGAAGCGUUAAAGAAUGGGGGUCAAAGCCACACGAAUGCGGAAGAUGUCUUCAAAACGUUCUUCACGAACUUUGGGAAUGGAGGCGAAGAUUCAUUCUUUAAUUUUGGUGAUGGGUUUAACUUUGGUGGGGACAGUAACCAAGGGUUUAACUUCAAUUUUGGGAAUCAAGGAGGGAAUCGACGACGUGAGCCCAAACCGAAGAAGACCCCCAACAUUGAAGUCGACAAGGAAAUCACAUUAGAAGAGAUUUAUAAUGGGGGAAAGACUACUGUCGAAUUUAAGAGAGAGAAAUUGUGUGGGAGUUGUCAUGGCAGUGGUGGAGAGAUGGAGACGUGUCCUGUUUGUCAAGGGAGUGGGUCCAAAAUUGAGUUUAAAGGGGGGAUGCGGUAUCGCACGACGUGUUCGAAGUGUGGAGGAAAAGGGUCUAUAGUUCGCGAUAAGUGUUCGACGUGUCAUGGGAAAGGGACACAAACCAAAACGAUGAGUGUCCCUGUUGAGAUCCCACGUGGAGUGAAUGAAGGGGAUACUGUAGUUAUUCCCAAUUUCGCGAAUGAUGCGUAUGAGAUGAAACCGGGGGAUGUCAUUGUGAAAUUUGUAUCAAAGCAUCACCCGAUAUUUACUCGAAAAGGGUCCGAUUUAUUUGCAUCGAUCAAUGUUUCUUUGUUAGAGUCGUUAGUAGGGUUUCAAAAAACUUUGAAACAUUUGGAUGGGUCGACUGUGACAGUUAGUCAACGGAAAAUUACACCGCAUGGGACAGUCAUUCGUUUCGAUAAUAUGGGACUUCCACUCACAAAUCGUUCAUCCAAAUUCGGAACGUUGUUUGUGACAAUUAAUGUGAUGUAUCCAGCCUCGUUGAGUGAUAAUCAAAUCAAGGAGUUGUCCAAAAUUUUGGAUUAA
Entamoeba invadens IP1 is the source of this 1143-nucleotide messenger RNA. RefSeq names its product chaperone protein DNAJ, putative. The coding region runs from base 1 to 1143 and encodes 380 amino acids. Gene Ontology annotation, molecular function: ATP binding; Hsp70 protein binding. Gene Ontology annotation, biological process: protein refolding; response to heat. The record is from RefSeq and is a predicted model, not a curated record. Gene Ontology annotation, cellular component: cytoplasm. The transcript has a single exon. Lineage: Eukaryota; Evosea; Mastigamoebida; Endamoebidae.